AUGGCUUUAACUGUGUGGGUGAGUCGUUGGGACACGUGGUUCCACGGAAAUAUAUAGUAAACUGGACGCUUACCAGCGGGUUCGGCUCAAGCUGCCUUGAAGUCAUUCCCACUACUAGGUGUAUGUUAUACAGUCCUAUUACACAUUUUUUUUUCAUUAGGUUUGUUGCGUUGACUGUACUUUUCUUGAAAUGUGUACACUUUUCGUAUAAGUGUAGAAAAUGUAGGCAAAACGAACAAACCUAAUUACGGAGUAUGUACGUUAGUCGCACGCACCAACUACCAGGGGGCAGCACAGGACGAUCUCGCGACCCUGCUCGUGAGCAAUCUCCCAACUCAUCCCUGGUAUGAAUGGGGUGGAUUGGAGGAGUGGCGAAGAAAUCUGUGUAUGUGUGAAAUAGAUUAUCAUACAUCUCUACACUGCUCGCCAAAGCUUGCAUUUACGAGACAGUGGUUACAUCGAGGAAGAAGGAGAAUGGCUGAAGGAAAGCUGGAAUUUGAUUGGGGGAACGAAAAGUUGCAGAGGGCACAGAAAUCAGUUGAAGACUCAUCGUAUGAUCUCGAGGCAUGGAGCGUCCUGAUCAGAGAAGCACAGAAUAGACCAAUCACUGAAGUACGGCCAGUUUUUGAGAAACUUGUUACAGUAUUUCCUUCUGCUGGUCGGUACUGGAAGAUUUAUAUUGAGCAAGAGAUGAAGAUGCGGAACUUUGAAAAAGUGGAAAAGCUUUUCCAAAGGUGCCUCAUGAAAAUCUUAAACAUUGAAUUGUGGAAACUGUACCUCUCUUACGUCAAAGAAACGAAAGCAAGUCUCGCUACUUAUAAAGAGAAAAUGGCACAGGCGUACGACUUCGCUUUGGAUAAAAUUGGGAUGGACAUACAUUCGUAUAGUAUUUGGAAUGAUUAUGUCAUGUUCUUGAAAAGUGUCGAGGCUGUCGGUUCCUAUGCAGAGAAUCAAAAGAUUAGCGCUGUACGCAAGGUAUACCAACGCGGGGUUAUUAAUCCGAUGAUAAAUAUGGAGCAACUGUGGAAAGAUUACAUGGCAUUUGAACAAAAUAUUAACCCGAUAAUUGCAGAGAAGAUGGCAAUUGAACGAUCUAGGGACUACAUGAAUGCACGCCGUGUCGCUAAAGAAUUGGAAGCUGUAACGAGAGGUUUGAACCGAAGUGCCCCAAGCGUUCCUCCCACGGGACAUCCUGAAGAAGUGAAGCAGGUGGAACUAUGGAAGAAGUAUAUUGCAUGGGAAAGAGGGAAUCCACUACGCACCGAAGAUACGUCGCUUGUAGCGCGUCGUGUGAUGUUUGCUAUUGAACAAUGUUUAUUGUGUUUGGGACAUCAUCCUGCAGUAUGGCAUCAGGCCGCACACUUUCUAGAACUGAGCUCGAAAAUUUUAACCGAAAAGGGAGACGUCAAUGCUGCCAAAAAUUUAAGCGACGAGGCUGCCACUAUGUUUGAAAGGGCAACAAAUACAUUAUUGUCAAAGAAUAUGCUCUUGUACUUCGCACAUGCUGACUUUGAGGAGGGUCGGGUCAAGUACGAGAAGGUUCAUCAGAUUUAUCAGAAAUUUCUUGAUAUUCCUGAUAUCGAUCCUACUCUGGCAUAUGUACAAUAUAUGAAAUUUGCAAGACGAGCCGAAGGGAUAAAGUCUGCAAGAACUGUUUUCAAAAGAGCACGAGAGGAUUCCAGAUGUAGGCAUCAUGUUUAUGUAGCCGCUGCAUUAAUGGAAUAUUACUGUACCAAAGACAAAAAUAUAGCAUUUCGAAUUUUUGAACUGGGAUUGAAAAAGUUUGCAGAUAACCCGGAUUACAUUCUUUGUUAUAUAGAUUAUCUAUCGCAUUUAAAUGAAGAUAAUAAUACGAGAGUAUUAUUCGAACGUGUCUUAUCGUCGGGUAGUUUGGAGCCAGAAAAAUCAGUAGAUAUCUGGAAUCGCUUCCUGGAGUUUGAAUCAAACAUUGGUGACUUAGCCAGUAUAGUUAAAGUCGAGAAACGACGUAGCGCUGUAUUAGAGAAGAUAAAAGAAUUUGAAGGAAAAGAGACCGCCCAGUUAGUGGAUAGGUACAAAUUUCUGGAUCUUUAUCCUUGUACAGCAAUGGAGUUGAGGUCAAUUGGAUAUAUGGAAGUUGCCAGCGUGGUAAGAAACACUGCCGCAUUACCUCGUGCUCCCGAUCCAGAAGAAGCUAUGGCAUCGUUACCAAGACCAGAUUUAUCGCAAAUGAUCCCUUAUAAACCUAAAGUCAAUGCAUUACCUGGAGAACAUCCAGUGCAAGGAGGAACAUUCCCUUUACCGCCAGCCGCUGCACAAUUGUGCACUAUACUUCCUCCACCUGGCUGCUUCCGAGGUCCAUUCGUUGCCGUUGACCUGCUAAUGGAUGUUUUUAGCAGAAUUCAAUUACCAGAUCACGCCCCAUUGCCUAUUGCGGAUAAUGGUUGUGAUACAAAACUGUUUGACCUAGCUAAGUCCGUUCACUGGAUAGUCGACGAAACCAACGAUGGCACGAGUAUCAGUUCUAAACGUAGAAGGACUCGGUUAGGUGGAGAUGACAGCGAGGAGGAAGAUCUUCCGCCGCCUCCUGCCAAUGAUAUUUAUCGACAGAGACAGCAGAAACGAGUAAAGUGAAAACUCUGCUCAGACAUUACGAAUCUAUCAUUAUUUCUGAACUACGGAAAUUGUUAAGUUCAAGAGAAUGACAAGGAUUGCCUUUAAUGGCAAUGUGCAAACGUCAUAUAGUCAUAUUUUCGUAUGCUUUAUGUUUUCUCGUUGAGAAAUGGCGAAACACAUAGUAUAUGCGAAGUCAUAGAUUGUAUUGACUUCUACUAUAAGUGUGUAGUAUAUUAUUUGCAAUGAUAAGUGAAAUCAGGAGGGUGUUGUAUAACAUUUUGGGUACCGUGUACUCAGACUCAUUACGUCCGUUCGAUGUAGGACUCACAGAUUAAUUACUAACAACCACACACGACCUUACACAAUCAAGUGAACCGUUCGGCAUGAUUUUAACUUAUUCUUGCGUGAACGUGCACAGACUAUUCAACGGAAUUUAUAACGUAAUUGUCGAAAGGUUACUGUGCUUAUAUUCCGAGACACGCAAUCAAUUAGCUGCGGCUGCUCGUGUCUGAUAUACAAAAGGAAAAGUUGAUGAUUUUCACUUCUUUUUUGUGUAUGUACAUAUAGUACCAUGGUUAUACCAUUUGUAAUUCGGAAGGAGAAUGAUCGAUGCGUUUAUAAACAUCUACUCAUAUAGACGUAAGCAAAAUGAAAUGUAUUAAAACCCGAAAGAAGCCAUUACGUCAAUUAACUUGAAACGUAAUGCUGCAUCGAUGAAUAAAUCACUCGUCCCGGAUUUAUAGUUUAGUAUGCCCUUUAUUAAUCGCCCAGAUUGAGAUUCUACACGUUGUGUAGGAUUAGGGUGAGCAUACUUAAGUAUAAAAAAAAAAUUAUUGCGUUACCGACCCGUAAUGUUAAUUUCCUCUUUUAUACAACGUCGAAUAUUAAUGUAAUGAUGGGACAGCUUUUUUUUUUUUUUUUUCUAGAGCAUCGAUUAGUCCUAUUAUACUACUACUCUAUCUGUACGUGAAAAUUGUUAUGAAGUUUUUCUUAAAACGAA
Messenger RNA from Orussus abietinus, 3595 nucleotides. RefSeq names its product protein suppressor of forked (gene su(f)). Gene Ontology annotation, molecular function: mRNA binding; protein binding. The transcript has 14 exons. Gene Ontology annotation, cellular component: nucleus. The record is from RefSeq and is a predicted model, not a curated record. Gene Ontology annotation, biological process: mRNA 3'-end processing. Lineage: Eukaryota; Metazoa; Arthropoda; Insecta; Hymenoptera; Orussidae. Bases 388 to 2613 code for a protein of 741 amino acids.